This is a messenger RNA of Trematomus bernacchii (emerald rockcod), 1458 nucleotides long. RefSeq names its product venom protease-like. The record is from RefSeq and is a predicted model, not a curated record. Gene Ontology annotation, molecular function: serine-type endopeptidase activity. The transcript is spliced from 6 exons. Lineage: Eukaryota; Metazoa; Chordata; Actinopteri; Perciformes; Nototheniidae. Bases 53 to 1093 code for a protein of 346 amino acids. Gene Ontology annotation, biological process: proteolysis.
UGAGGUUCAGGGUAUUAAAUGAUGAGCACAGAGGGAAGAAGGCACAGUGAAAAUGGCUCUCUACCAAUUUCUGUGUGGUUCAGCGGUGAUGAUCAUCCUCUUAUCCAAUGGAUGUCAUUCACAACAGCAGCCAGCAUGUGGCCGGGCACCAAACAACCCCAGAAUUGUGGGAGGUCAAAAUCUGGCUGCAGGAAGUUGGCCCUGGGUAGCCAGUAUACAAGUGAAUGGCAAGCACCGUUGUGAAGGGUCCCUGAUCAGCGAUAUGUGGGUUCUGACUUCUGCUUCCUGCAGCUUUUACCGCCCCAACGAUGUGACGGUUGUUCUGGGCCUCGAAAGCAUGUCUGGUCCAAACUUGAACAACGUGUCAAAGGCAAUUGAUAAGAUCAUAGUCCAUCCUUUGUACGACAUAUUGGAUUACUACGGGGGGGACCACAACAACGACAUGGCUCUUCUGAAGCUGUCGAGCCCGGUGAACUUUACAGACUACAUCCAGCCGGUGUGCUUGGCCUCUGAAAACAGCACCUUCUACACCGGUGACAGCAGCUGGGUUGUUUCUUUUGGUGCCAUCUCAAGUGGUGGCCCUUAUGCCGACACCCUGCAGGAAGUGAGGGUCUCAGUAGUGGGAAACAAUGAGUGCAAAUGUUCCAAACAGUACUCCCCCUAUAUCACAGACACCACUAUCUGUGCUGUGUUCAGAUCUGGAGGGAAUGAUUCAUGUCAGAAAGGCUCAUAUGGAGCAAUGAUGAUCAAAAAGGGUUCAGUCUGGGUCGAGAUUGGCAUCGUGAGUUAUGGACGACGCUGUGCCACUCCGAAUGUUCCUGAAGUGUACACCCGUGUGUCCCAGUACGUAGACUGGAUCAAAAAUCACACUGGCUCUAGCAAACCCGGCUUUGUUGACUACAUGUCCUCAGGAGUUGAUAGCGACUUAAACUUUGUCUGUCAACCAAUCCCCACCCCCACCCAACACCCCUAUCCCACCACCCAUUACCCCCAUACCACCGAUGACGACAGUUUGUUUGGCAGUGGUGAGAGAGUGAUCUCCUCACUCGGUCUUCUCCUUAUGUCUCUCUAUGUGCUGGUCGGAGGCAUAUAACAUGGAGAUGUUGAAGUAAGACAAGUUUAGGGUUUCUGUGCCCAAAUGGCUCAUUCACUUGAUUUGAUAUGAGCCCUAAUUGUUCGAAAAUAGAAAAUAUGAUUUAAGAUAUAUAACUGAAAUGUUUUAAUUAGCGAUAACCCUUCUUGUGAUUUAAAAUAAUAUAAUAAUUAAAAUGUGAUUUUCCUCAUUUCUUCCUUUAAUCAAAGUGUUAAACUUAUCUUGAUUUCAUUUCUGGUGGAAAGUCAAUCAUUUUGCAGAUGACUGGAUUAAGUUUGAAAAUAAAUGUUCAAAGAUUUUGCAUUGUCUUGUAAAGAUUGUUUUUCCAGACAUAACGGGAUAAAAAAAUAAAAUAAAUAAUUAUC